AUGGGAGAAAGUAUCGACAUUUUCAAUGGCGAUAUGGAUGGCUUGGAGCAGGAAGCGGAAAGCGCAAGGCGCAAAUACCAAAAGAAGAAAAGCGAAAUUGAGGAAGGCCUCAAGGAAGCGCAAAGCCUGAAAGAGGCAAUGGAAGAGACUGAGAAGAACAUUGACGAAGCCAAGGAGGAAUUGGCGAAGUUCCAGAAGUCAAAGGAUGUAGUGAAAGGCAUCAAUGUGAUGAUGAGAUCGGCCGGAGAGGUAAUGACCCUCCUGAUCCAAGAAAGGCCGGAGUUCAAACGGCUCUAUGCGAAAAAGAAAGAAAGACUUUCGCUGUUCGAGCUGAUGAAGAGGAAGAAAGAAAGCGAGAGCGAGAUCGAGCCAAUGGCAAUGGCAGAUGAGCCUAGAGGCGUAAAGAUGAACCGCCCAAUGCCGAAAAAGGCUCCAGAGCCACUGAGGAAGCCGUCAAUGGACGAGCCCGAACCAAAGAGGCAGAAAGUUGGAGAAAGCCCGAAAGGGGGCACCCGACUGAAGGGUUGCUUUUUCUGCGGAGAAGAGAGCCAUAAAGCCAUGUAUUGCGAAGCAAUGGCGAAGCUUGCGUUGGAGCUGGGUGGAAGUGUGCCAUCCAUGGAAGACCGCAGGAAGGAAGGCGAAAAGGAAGAAGAGAAGUUUUUGAAGGCCAAAGAGGCCGCAUCGCCGCAGCCGCCGAAUCCCAAAUGGGGAGUUGAGCAAAUGGAGAGAAAGGUCGAGAGUUUGGAGCCUAAGGUGAAGGCUAUGCCCAAGCAGGCAGGGCCACACAUCGAAGAAGUUACGGAUGAUGACAAGGAAGAGUCAAAGAAGCAAGAUGAGAUGAUUGAUCUCGAGAAGAAGGAUCCGGAAGGGAUCAAAUGGAGCUUUCCGGAGAAAGAAGAAGAGCGGAAGGCAAAGAUGGCAAUGGCCAAGGCAGCGAAGGAAAGCAUCGAAAAAGAGGGAGCAGAAAAGGAAAGCAUCGAAAAGGAGCAAGCAUCGAAGGAUGCCAAGAAGAAGAAGGCCGACAAGAAGGAAAAGAAGGAAAGCAAAGUGAAGAAGGAAAAGAAGGACAAAAAGCCGAAGAAGGAUAAGAAGGAGAAAAAGGCCAAGAAGAAGACAAAGGCCCCAGCGGCCAAUAUCCAAAUGGAAGACCUGUGA
Messenger RNA from Symbiodinium natans, 1155 nucleotides. NCBI's taxonomy places the organism in Eukaryota, Dinophyceae, Suessiales, Symbiodiniaceae. The record is from the annotation of a GenBank genome assembly.